Molecule: messenger RNA, 1160 nt
Organism: Triticum aestivum (bread wheat)
Lineage: Eukaryota; Viridiplantae; Streptophyta; Magnoliopsida; Poales; Poaceae
Product: plant cysteine oxidase 2
Exons: 5
Coding region: 72-890 (272 amino acids)
Molecular function (GO): oxidoreductase activity, acting on single donors with incorporation of molecular oxygen, incorporation of two atoms of oxygen
Source: RefSeq, a predicted model, not a curated record
CGUCCUUCUCUGAUCUCAGCUCUUUCUUUCUUCCUUCCUGCCAAGGCGUGCGCUGCUGGUUAUACCGACCGAUGGGCGCGGGGGCAGCGGGGCUGGAUGUGGCGGGGGCCGUGCCCGCCAAGCGGAGGCGGGUGCUGGCGGCCAAGACCAGAGUGGGUAGGCCGCGGCAAGCGAGGAGGCGCGCGCAGCCGCAGCCGCCGACGCCGCUGCAGCGGCUCUUUCGGGCCUGCCGCGCUGUCUUCAGGGGCCCCGGCACCGUGCCCGCGCCACCCGAGGUCGCCCUGCUCCGGGCCAUGCUCGACAGAAUGAGGCCAGAGGACGUCGGCCUGAGCCCAGACAUGAGAUUCUUCAGGACUAGAGACAAUACGGCCCAAGGGAACCCAACCAUCACACACACCACCAUAUACAAAUCUGACAAUUUCUCGAUGGUCAUCUUGUUCCUGCCGCAAAAUGCGGUCAUCCCUCUACACAAUCACCCCGGGAUGACCGUGUUCAGCAAGCCGCUCAUCGGAUCGAUGCAUAUAAAGUCGUACGACUGGGCCGAUCCUGAUGAUGAUCCAGCCGCCUCAUCGCCCGACGAUCAACUGAGGUUGGCGGAGCUGGUUGUGGAUGAUCUCUUCACGGCGCCUUGCAACACGUCGGUCCUCUACCCGACGGCGGGAGGCAACAUGCACCGUUUCACGGCCAUCGCGCCAUGCGCCAUCCUCGACAUCCUUGGCCCCCCUUACUCCAUCGAAGAGGACCGAGAUUGCACCUACUACGCGGAUGUUCCCUACUCCUCCCAGCAUCCCAAAGGCCGGCGCCUCGCGUGGCUGAAAGAGGUCGACAUGCCGAGGGAUCUGAAGAUGUGCAGCGUUCGGUAUGGUGGCCCGCGGAUCUCCGACAGGUGAUUGAGCCUCGACGGCCAGCGCCGUUCACGACUGAUGAUGAGCAGCUCAAACAACACAAUCAAGAUGAUGUCAAAUCGUUUACCUUGUGAAUAUAGCAGCAAAGCUAGCUAGUUCAACCGCGAGCUUAGGUUUCAGUUUGUGCAUGAUGUCUCAGUGAGUGGUGGCAGUUUAUCAUGUAAGAGUGCUUACCUGCCUGCUUUUGCAGCAGCUGUGUGUGUGGAUCUUGUCCAGAUCCUUUGUUGAUCUUUAUCAAUGCAUAGAUCAUCCAUA